This is a messenger RNA of Monodelphis domestica (gray short-tailed opossum), 1284 nucleotides long. Lineage: Eukaryota; Metazoa; Chordata; Mammalia; Didelphimorphia; Didelphidae. The record is from RefSeq and is a predicted model, not a curated record.
GGAACUCUCCCCGGGAGGCGAUUGUCGCCAUCACACAGGGCGGUUCUAGAACCCGGGGCCGCCCGGGGCCCCAUCGUUCAGGAGCCCCCGGGUGGCCAAGACGGAGGGGCUGGAUGUCCCUCCAGUUCUGUGGCUGCCAGAGGGGAGCCGAGUGAAGGGAGCCCGGAGCCACGGCCCCGGAUGAGCCUCGCGCCGCCUGACUGCUAGCCGGCCCCCGCACCGGACAGAACCCCACAGAGGACGCCAUGACUUCGGAAGAGGUAUGGGUGGGCUCCUGGCGGCCCCAUCACCCUCGGGGGCCCAUCAUGGCCCUCUACACCAGCCCGGGCCCCAAGUACAUGAUCCCAGGAACCACAGGUUUCGUGAAGCACACCCCGACCAAGCUGAGGGCGCCGGCCUUCAGCUUCCGCGGGGCGCCCAUGGUCCUGGCGGAGAACUACUCCCCGGGGCCCCGCUACAGCGUGAACCCCAAGAUGCUCCGGACCGGCAAAGACACGGGUCCUGCCUACUCCAUCCUGGGGCGCUACCAGACCAAGACCAUCACGACCCCCGGCCCUGUACUGUCCAGAGAAGUCCAUCAAGUACAUAUUCAACUCGUCGCCCAGCCACUCCAUCUCGGCCAGGACCAAGUCCUUCCGCGUGGACAGCACCCCAGGUCCAGCCGCGUACAUGCUGCCGAUGGUGAUGGGGCCGCACACGGUGGGCAAAGUGUCGCAGCCCUCCUUCUCCAUCAAGGGCCGGAGCAAGCUGGGCAGCUUCAGCAACGACCUUCACAAGACCCCGGGCCCUGCCGCCUACCGCCAGACGGACAUCCAGGUGGUCAAGUACAAGGCCCCGCAGUACACCAUGGCCGCCCGGAUCGAGGCCGUGGCCGACAAGACCUUGAAGCCGGGCCCGGGCGCGCAUAGCCCCGAGAAGGUACUGAUGACCAAGCCCAGCGCCCCCCUCCUCAGCUUUGGAAUCAGGCAUUCGGACUACAUGACCCCCCUGAUCCUGGAUCUGGAGUAGGCCCUGCCCCACGCCAGAGCCGGCCGCGCGGGCAGCCUCCGGCCGCCAUCAUGAUCGUGUGCACAACAGAUUUGCCUUGUAUCGGGAGAGAGCCUCUGCUGGCGAUCAGAGCCUCUUUCUUGCAAUCAGGUGACAGCUUGGGCCAGGCCGGGCACCCUGGGACAGGGCCUCGCAGGCUAAGGAGCUGUGAAUGCCAUUUAUUUUUUCUAGGAUGGAGUUUAUUAAUUUUGUUUCCAGCUGUGCCUGGAGGUUUAAUAAAUCACCCAUUGUACCGAG